Molecule: messenger RNA, 546 nt
Organism: Trichomonas vaginalis G3
Lineage: Eukaryota; Parabasalia; Trichomonadida; Trichomonadidae
Exons: 1
Source: RefSeq, a predicted model, not a curated record
AUGUUAAGAGACUUAAACCAACCACAUGGUGGUGAAGCAAAUGAAAUGUCAUAUGACGACAAAUAUAGACACUUCUCCAUGGCAAAGAUGAGACAAGUUUUAAAUAUUUACAAUAACCGUAAACAAAAAGGUUUGGGAAACCACUCCCCCGAAGAAAUGAAAAACAACCCUGACUUAGAGAAAGACUAUAUAUUUAAUAAUUUAGUCAAAAGAGACAAACAAGAAAGAAUGCCGGGCUUCAAACUUCAGAAAGGUGACAAAGUAAAAAUAGAAAUACCUAAACGCGACCCAUAUGAAAAUACUAUUGACUAUGACAACAAUGGGAACCCGACAGGUACUCACAUUCGUGUUCGUAAAAAUAGAAGAAAGUAUACAAGAGAAUAUUAUGAAGUUUUAGGCAAACAUGGCAAAAUGUACAGACUGCAAGCAGAAGAUAAAACUACUAUUGUCAGACCUCGUUUCAAACUUGUCAAAGUUCAAGGUGGUAUACUUUCAAAGACAGUUUCUAACAAAUAUAAGACAACUCCUGACGAAUAUGCUAAAGAA